Paramecium pentaurelia is the source of this 1539-nucleotide messenger RNA. The record is from the annotation of a GenBank genome assembly. NCBI's taxonomy places the organism in Eukaryota, Ciliophora, Oligohymenophorea, Peniculida, Parameciidae.
AUGUUAAAUUUAUAAACUGUUUUAAGAGGAUUUGAAGAAAAUGGAUUAAAAUAAGAGAAAUAAUGUAAUAAGGAUGAAAUUUUAAAUAAAUUGGAUAUGAUGGCAAGAAGAGAGUUUGAUAGAGAAAUUGCUGAAUAAAUAUUUGAAUAAUGUCGACCUACAUAAGAAAAUUUGAAAUUAGUAUACAGACUAGCAGAUGUUAGUUAAACCUUAGUUGAUGCUAGUUUAAUAUUGAGUGAAAAGAUAAAGAAAGCAGAACAAUAAUUAAAAUAAAUAUCUUAGAAUAAGACAAUUUGUGAAAAAUAAUUAGCAGAAACAUGUUUGCUAUAAUCUUAUAAUUAGCUGUUUAUUCUGAUACAAGAUACUUAUUUUUGACAUUAUUAUGUGCAAAAAAUAUACCAUUAAAGUUAAAAUAUUCAAAUUGUCACAUAUAAUUAAAUUUGGGUGUUACAAAUUAAAUAGCAAAGCCAGAAUAAUAAUAUGAUAGAGUAAAUCCAGAAUUCAAUUAAGAUUUUGAAUUGUAAUCAAAAUAUACUUAAAUUUAAUUUUAAGUUCAAUUCCACCAACGACAACAUUCCUUUCAAUUCAAUUUUACAUAUAGACUAAUGCAGCUCCAGCAUUUUUGUGGGGAUAAACAUAUUUGUAAAUUCAGUAAUUGGAUGAUUAAUCAGUAAAAGAUAUGGAACUAUAAUUGAAAGAUCCAUAAGGUAGAGAAUUAGGAGCUAGUAUUGAAUUAGAAGCUUAAAUAGUAUUAAAUAAAGUAUUAUUGUAAAAGAUAAUUAGCAUCAAUAUUUAUAAACUUAACUUUAGAAAUUUGAAUAAAAGAUAUAUACACUUGAAAAUGAUUUAAAUGAGUAUAGAACUGAUUUAGAUGUAGUGGAAAGACCAUUUAAAAUAAAAUUAAUAAAGGAGUAAAGUUUCAAAUAAGAACAGAAUGAUAUUUUUGAAUAAUUUGAUCGAAAUUAAUAAAUGAAUGAAAUAGAUUAAUAAAAUCCUAAUUAAUUAUAGAUUUCUUAACAUAAAGAAUAAAUAAUAUCUGCAUUAUAAUCAGAAAAACAUUUAGAAAAAUUUGAUGAAACACCAGAAGCUCCUGAGAUUUUAUAACUUGGUGUCAUAAUAUUCACUAUUUAUGGUUUGAUCACUUUAUUUGUUUGUUCUGCUAAACCAUCUUUUUUAGAUGUAAUUAUAUAAUUAUUAUUUAUUAGGUUUUAGUUUGUCAUGGUCUCAUGUUUACUAUCUUUAUGGACAGAUUUGAACCAUUCCAUUUAAAACUUGUUGGAGGAGGUCUUGUAGCUUCAAUCUUUUAUGAUAUUUUAUGGAUGAAAUAAUACCAUGUAUGAUAGAGAUCUCAUUUCUAGUUAUGGUGGGAAAGUGAUGAUUAAAACAAUCCAGAAUGGGGAUUGAAGGCACAAACAUUAUUAAGAUUCGUUUUAGUUUUUACUUAUAUUUAAUUCUUGUACAAAGUAUUAUACAUAAUAAAUAUUUAAUAGUUUGUUGUAUGUUAUUAUAUAUAUUAAUUUCAUAGAGAAUCUAUUGAUC